UGAUCGGCAACGCGAGGCCGUGGAGAGCGCGGCGGCUGGUGGCGCGCAGGUGCCGGAACGACGAGAGCCGCGCCGCCGCCUCCCCCCCGCCGGUUCGGCGAGGCAAUGGGCUGGCCGAGGAGCCCCCUUCAUUAAAGUCUCGCUCAGUCGGGCAGUGGUGUGUAGUCGGCGCUUGGCGUUCGCCGGGAGGCGAGCGGCGGCCCAAUCGAAGACAGAGCUGCGCGCGUAGGCUGCACGCAGCCGGCACUCCGGCCCGCGACCGAGCAGCAGCGGCAGCGGCGACGACGAUGCGAUGGCCGACGCGAGCGCAAAUCGCUCCGCUGGAAGAAGGAGGCGGCACAGAGCCUCUUCGGACAGCGAGCUAGCGGAGGGAGAUGCCGGUGGUCGCUGGCAACAAAAAUGGCUCCUGCACGAGGGCCUGGACGUGGACCAGCUAGCGCGCUACCGGCGCAGGAAGGUGCAGGGUCAGCCGCGCGACCACCUCGGCUGCAAUGCCGAGCGCGAGCCUGACGAGGACGACGACGAGGACGAGGAGGACGCGCGCAAGCGGCUGGUCACCGAGUACAGGCUCGCCUUCCGCGGCAGCAGCGACGACGUCUUCCACGCGAGCAGCGAGGCACGGACCCCCCCGUCGCCGACGCGGCCCAGGCGCGACCGGGCUCCCUGCGGCGACAGCGACAAGGCCCAGAACGGGACCGCGAUGGACUUGGCGGCGGACGUCGCGAGGAGGCCGGCGCCCGUGAGAAGACCGACCGCGCUGCGCAACGAGGGCGACUUCAGCUCGCGAACCGAGUACUCGGCCUUUUGCGCCUAUCCGGGCCUGCACCGCUCGGAGUUGCGACGCCGCGGCACGUCGCUGCGCAUGGAAGGCGAGUUCGACUCGCGAACCGAGAAGAACGACAAGUUCCUCGACUGGCCAGCCGAAUUUCGCCGGCGACCCGAGCCGGCACGACUGCCCGCCAAUUUGAGGUUGGAGGGCGAGCUGGAGACGAGCACCGAGUGCCACGAAAAGUACGUGCCGUUCGUCGGCGCUAGGAGGCCCGAAAUUCUACGCCAGUCGGCGCACUUGAGACUCGAAGGUGAUUCCAGCUGGACCCCCGAAUAUACCGAUGUCUUCCGCGAGUACAACUUCGUUGAGCGCCAGCAUCCUAAAAUUCCGGAGGCAAAUUUAAAGCCAGGUGGUGGAUUUUACGAAAAGACCGAGGCGAAAGAGUUUUUCGCAAAUCCGCGCGACAAGGAAGCCGAGUUGAUGACUGAGCUUGCGAAAGGCGCUCAAGAGGAAGAAGAACGGAAGAAAAGAGAAGAGCACGAGGAGAAAAAUCGCGCGAAACAAGAGGAAGAGAUGAAACUAUUAGUGUCUAAGUUGGAAGGUUUGCAUGGUCCGCCUCUGGAGGUUCCGGAAUACAAAGACGCUUAUAAGGACUUUCCACGAGAACGGCCGAAGCUUGCAAAACCGGAAGAUGAAAUAGGCCGAGCGGAUGGUUCGAAAGUUCCGAGCGCAACAGCAAGUCCAAGGCGCUUCAAAACGAAAAUCGAUCAGGAUCCAGAGUACAAAUCCAUCUAUCUUGAUUCAAGUCGCGAACGUCCUGUCUUUCAUCGGCCGCCACUGUCGCUACGGUCGUCCAGCCGCAGCAGCUUUGCCAGAGAAAGAAGGGACUCGAGGCGAUCGGAUAUUCAACCUGCGCUCAGUGAGAUUAGGUCGCAAUACGUGAGCUAUGGUCAGGUGCCGAGGACAGAGACCAUGAGAAUGCCGGCUAAUCUUAGGCUCGAAGGUAAUAUGGACCUGGAACCGGAGUAUCGCAACGCUUACCGUGACCACCACCAGCCACGUCGACGCAGUCGAGAGCGAAGUCUCAGCGAAUCCAGACGCAACAAUAACCAUUGGCUAGACAACGAUAAUGGCGAAUGUUUCGGCACGGUCAACGCUGCCGAAGACCAAGAUGCGUUCCAGGUGCUGCAUACGCGGGUCCACGAGGAGAGCGUUGUUGGCAAACCACCACCUGGGAACCGAAGGACUUCGAGGUGCUCGGUGGCACGCGGUUCGCUGCAGCCGGACGUUAGCCUGACGAGCGAUCGAUUGCCGCAGCUACGCAACCGCUCGCCGAGUCCUUCGUACCGCCUUCAGGUUAGCAAUGUCGACGAGGAACCUCGCGGCUUUGGCCAUCGGCUCAGACCUUCGCCUAGUCAGAGUUUACUCGUCCAUACGUCCGAUCACCGUCGCAGCCCCUCGCCCAUUCAAGCGCCUGCCGAGCGCGCAUACUCGCCAAGUUUCGCCCGAGAAAGUCCGAGCGUUCGAUUGCAGCAGCAGCAAUCAUUCGUCGUGCUCGACAAUCGCGAUGACGACAAUGAACCACCGAGGCGACGAAGAACCGAUCACAACUUUAAUCCUCGAGAAAGUCUGGCAAGCAUCAGGACUAGCAAUAGACACACAACGAGGCCGCGAAACAAGACGCCACCGAAUUGGAUGCCACCUUGGUACGAUAGCAGUACAAGCACGAUUUAAAGCGUUCGACAAGUGAAGUUGGCCGAUGCCUUUCACGUAGUUGGAAUGUUUUUCUCUAAUUGAGGCGAUGUAGCAAAACGUAUGUAGGGCAUCAAAGCUCGCUGCCGAUAGAUGCAUUAUAGAUAAAUCAUUUGUUUUUCCAUCGAAACAAAGUUUAUCUAAGGUUCUGAUAAAUGAAUUGUUCACGAUCGAGAACCGUUGCGUUCGUUUAUUUACUGUUGUUAAACAUUUGAAUAUUGUUUUGCUCUGAGAUUUAUAUCCGAGAAAUAGUUACUUACGAACUAGUCAUAGAAUAGUUAACCAUUUUAUAUUGUUGUUAAGAGAUCUUAUUUUUAUCCACAUUAAACUUUUUAUAUAUAUUACCCGCUUUUGAUUGUUUCGAGUGUUGGUGUGGCAGAAUAGUGUUCAAAUUUCAUUCUUUCCACUCGAUUCUAUAAUAUGUAAAUAAUAGGAGUAUCAAUGCCUUUAUGUGUACAAUGGGAACGUUGAAAUAACAAUAAAUUAUGAAAAAUAUGUAAGAUUAUGUAUCUGCCAAUGCAAACAUUUUCGUAAUAACGCAAUAUUCAGAAAAAUUUAAUAUUCGUAUACAAAUACAUUUAAUAAGAAGCAUACAACACGACGAAUGUAGUUACUGCCGACUGAUAUAUACUAUUAUCGAUUAGUUGUAGUUGCCGAAAAAUUCUUCAAAAUAGUUCUUCCAUACAUAUUUUUAUCGAAAUAUUGGAUAACUAAAUUUUAUUAUACACAGAUAUUUUUCAACGAUUGGCAUUAGAACAAUUAAAUGUACGGUGUGGUUCGUUCGCGUGAAAAAUUUUGUUUUUCUACUUAUCAUAAGUCCAAUUAAAAUUUCCUUUAUAAUAUUGAAAAAUGCAUAAUACGCAUAUGAUCAUGUUACUAAAUUUGUAUCGAAAUUUAAUACUAAAUGCUAUAUGUAAAAGUAACUGUAAAAUAAUUUUGUAGAGAACUUAGACGA
Molecule: messenger RNA, 3476 nt
Organism: Phymastichus coffea
Lineage: Eukaryota; Metazoa; Arthropoda; Insecta; Hymenoptera; Eulophidae
Product: serine/arginine repetitive matrix protein 2-like
Exons: 8
Coding region: 293-2503 (736 amino acids)
Biological process (GO): microtubule anchoring
Cellular component (GO): cytoskeleton; axonemal microtubule; sperm flagellum
Molecular function (GO): microtubule binding
Source: RefSeq, a predicted model, not a curated record